Messenger RNA from Seriola aureovittata, 1206 nucleotides. RefSeq names its product crystallin, beta B1, like 3 (gene crybb1l3). Gene Ontology annotation, biological process: visual perception; lens development in camera-type eye. Bases 9 to 638 code for a protein of 209 amino acids. The transcript is spliced from 5 exons. Lineage: Eukaryota; Metazoa; Chordata; Actinopteri; Carangiformes; Carangidae. Gene Ontology annotation, molecular function: structural constituent of eye lens. The record is from RefSeq and is a predicted model, not a curated record.
AUCUGAUCAUGUCUCACUCAGGUGCUCAAGGCAGCAUUGGCAGCCACUCUGCCAUAGGAGUGCGCAACCACAAGAUAUACCUCUAUGAAUAUGAGAACUUCCAAGGCCGUAGGAUGGACCUGUUCGGAGAGAACCGUAACCUGUGUGAGAAAGGUUUUGAAAGAAUUGGCUCCAUCAGGGUGGAGUGUGGACCCUGGGUGGGUUUUGAGCAGCAGAACAUGACUGGUGAGAUGUUCAUGCUGGAGAAGGGAGAGUACCCCCGCUGGGACACCUGGUCCAACAGCUACAGGUGUGACCGUUUCAUGUCCGUCAGGCCCGUCCGAAUGGACCCCCAGGACCACAAGAUUUGCCUGUAUGAAUGUCCAAACUUCGAGGGUCGUAAGAUGGAGGUAUGCGACGAGGAUAUUCCCAGCCUGUGGUCUUACGGUUUCCAGGACCGUGUUGCCAGCAUUCAGGUCACUGGUGGAACCUGGGUGGGCUACCAGUACCCUGGCUACCGCGGCUUUCAGUACGUGUUUGAAAUGGGCCCUUUCAAGCACUGGAAUGAGUGGGGAGCCCACCACCCCCAGAUCCAGUCCAUCCGCAGGGUGAGAGACAUGCAGACGCACCGCAGGGGCUGCUUCGAGAUGACCGCAUAGAGGGGAGUCCAGCAGAUUGUGGGCUAACAGGAGGGAAUAGCAAGGGGUCUGGCUUGCCAUGCUGCUAACCAUCCCUUGGAAAUUCCUGAAUAGCCACUUAGCCACACAAGCUAACGGCUUUUGAAUAUUGUUAUUGCUUUUACUGGUAGGAUUUGGGAGUAUGUGCCAUCGUGAAUGAUUCUGAAUGGGAUGAGAAGUUCUGAGUGUCACAGACUUCCAGAGUUACUGUAACACUGGUAAAAACAGUAGCAAUGCUCUCUGUCUACAGACCUCAUAGAAAGAUUAUAUGAUUUAUCAUAUUUAUGAAAGGGGGAACAUAGGAGAUUAGUAGAUUUAAGUUAAUAGUUUGUGUUUAGUAGUUUGUUUCAAUGCUACUUGCAACCAUACCUACAAACCUUUGAUUUUAUUUUUAUUUUUAUUUACUGGCCUAUGUGUUUCAAGCUGAAAUGAUGCCAAUAAGCCUGUUCAUCAAAGCGCUCUGCCUCUCCUGUGAUCCACAGAUUUUAGAGAGUAUAGGGAUAGACCAUCAUAUCACACCUCACAAUGUACUACCUUGGACAGCUCUCAG